Messenger RNA from Zeugodacus cucurbitae (melon fly), 1669 nucleotides. RefSeq names its product alpha-amylase-related protein. The record is from RefSeq and is a predicted model, not a curated record. The transcript is spliced from 3 exons. Lineage: Eukaryota; Metazoa; Arthropoda; Insecta; Diptera; Tephritidae. The coding region runs from base 70 to 1563 and encodes 497 amino acids. Gene Ontology annotation, molecular function: alpha-amylase activity; cation binding. Gene Ontology annotation, biological process: carbohydrate metabolic process.
CCCAGCAGCGCGCAUACUAUUUUAAACUUCGGCAACUCACUGAAUUUGAAGAGCUAAUACUUCAACGAAAUGUCGAAAACAAAUACUUUAAGCCACUUAAUUGUCGGCUUACUGCUACUCGGUGGCUUAAUAGAAGCACAGCACGAGCCACACUGGUGGGGUAAUCGCAAUAGUAUUGUGCAUCUCUUUGAAUGGAAGUGGGCUGAUAUAGCGAAGGAGUGUGAAGACUUCUUAGCGCCACACGGUUUUGCUGGCGUACAGGUCUCGCCAGUGGCUGAGAAUGUAGUGAUCGCGGGACGCCCGUGGUGGGAGCGUUAUCAACCAAUCUCCUACAAACUGGUUACGCGUUCCGGCAAUGAGGCCGAGUUCGCCGAUAUGUUGCGCAGAUGUAACGCUGUAGGCGUGCGUAUUUAUGUCGAUGUGCUGCUCAAUCAUAUGGCUGCCUCACAUGAGGGCAUCGUAAAAGGCACGGGCGGCUCGAUUGCCAAUCCGAGUACGAAGUAUUUCCCGGCUGUGCCUUACGCUGAAAUCGAUUUCCAUCCAAGCUGUGAAAUCCAUGAUUGGAAUGAUCGUUUCCAAGUGCAAAACUGUGAACUAGUUAGUUUGAAGGAUUUGGAUCAGAGUACCGAAUGGGUGCGUGAACGUCUUGUGGAGUUCCUCGAUCAUUUGAUUAAGUUAGGUGUGGCGGGUUUCCGUGUGGAUGCCGCUAAACAUAUGCCAGCAGAGGAUUUGAAGAUCAUCUACGACCGUGUACGUGAUCUCAAUAUCGUGCACGGCUUUCCACACAAUGCACGUCCUUUCAUUUAUCAAGAGGUCAUAGAUCAUGGUCACGAGACAAUUAAUAAAUAUGAGUACAGUCCGCUGGGCGCUGUUACGGAAUUCCGCUUCUCGCAGGAGAUUGGUGGCGCCUUCCGUGGUCACAAUCAACUUAAGUGGUUGCAAAGCUGGGGUCCUGCUUGGGGUUUCUUACCCUCCGAACAUGCUUUCGUUUUCGUCGAUAAUCAUGAUAAUCAACGUGACGGUGGCAAUGUGCUCACCUAUAAAAAUGCCAAGCAAUACAAAAUGGCCACCGCAUUCACUCUGGCUUACCCAUAUGGCAUAACACGUGUGAUGAGCUCUUUUGAUUUCCAAGAUCAUGAUCAAGCACCACCCGCAGAUGAAAACGAACAAUUACUCUCACCGGAAUUCGAUGCAGAUGGCGCUUGUGUUAACGGUUGGGUUUGUGAGCAUCGUUGGCGUCAAAUCUAUAAUAUGGUGGGCUUCAAGAAUGCUGUGCGCGGCACCGAAGUGUCAAAUUGGUGGGACAAUGGCGAUAAUCAAAUUGCCUUCUGUCGUGGAAAUCGUGGCUUUAUCGCCUUCAACAACAAUAACUGGGAUCUGAGGGAGCGUUUACACACUUGUCUGCCGGCGGGUGUUUACUGUGAUGUGAUUUCCGGUGCGCUUGUGGCUGGAAAAUGCACAAGUAAAUCAGUGAUUGUGGAUGACGGGGGAUACGCCGAUAUUGAAUUGGGUGCAGACGAGUUCGAUGGCGUACUGGCCAUACAUGUGAAUGCGAAGUUGUAAACUGAAAACUGGCCUAGGGUUCAGAAGCUGACUAUAAACACUUGUACAAAAUACUCUUAUUUUCAUUUUCAAGAUUUUUGAAUAAUCAGCCAUUUAUCAAAAUUAA